AUGUCAUCAACUAUGAAUGAUUUCGAGCUAUUAAAGGAGAGGAUGAACAAUUUUACGGACACGUUGGACAUGUACCUCGACGAGAAGGUGAGCAUGGCGAAGGACCUGACGGAAGACUAUAGGGCUAGUAUCGAUGCUUUGAAUGCUAGAUCGCAAGAACUAGCGGCAUCGAUACAGCUCACACAGACACAGAUCGAGGAGAUGACGUCGCAGAUCGAGGUGCUAGAGGCAGCAAACGACACUAGGAAGACCGAUCUUUUGCUGCUGCAAUUGAAGAGUACGCAGUUGUUGAAGAACCGAGAAGUUCUGUUGAAAGAAACCGACGACGUCGAUGCGUUGUUGCAAGAUAAAAUGGACAAAAUCAAGAGACUAAAAGAAUUCUACCUGAAGCAGAACCACCAAGACAACCCAGAGGUGAGCUUGUAUGAGAAGCUGCUGGGGCUAACGAUAGACACUUCAGAGGCCGGCACCUUGCGGUUUAAUUUCCAUAAGCUGACCGAGACCCAAUCGAAGGUACCGGCAUACGUCGUGCUGGAUGUCUCCAAACAAGAAUAUCAGAUUUUGAAUUCUGUGCCUGCAAUCGAUGCCAACUCCUUAGCAUCCAUAUUGGGAGACCUCAACAAGACAAACAACAUUGCCCAAUUCCUGCUGUCUACAAGAGAGCAAUUGCAGCAGUCCCUCACACAAUAA
Molecule: messenger RNA, 690 nt
Organism: Tetrapisispora phaffii CBS 4417
Lineage: Eukaryota; Fungi; Ascomycota; Saccharomycetes; Saccharomycetales; Saccharomycetaceae
Gene: SPC25
Product: kinetochore-associated Ndc80 complex subunit SPC25
Exons: 1
Coding region: 1-690 (229 amino acids)
Biological process (GO): chromosome segregation
Cellular component (GO): Ndc80 complex
Source: RefSeq, a predicted model, not a curated record